AUGAGCCUUUUCAACAACUUCGUCCUCCCCGCAGUGGCGUUCGUCCUCAUGGGCGUCGUCCGACUGCUGGUGACUCUGAUCGUUCUCGUGGCGGUUGGGGCCACCUCGGUCGUUCGGCCCCUUGGGGUCGGCCCUGCGUUCCUCGUUCGCUCUUCGAUCACAAAGAGACAAAGUGACUGUGCUGAGAGUGACUCUCUCACCAGCGAUGAAAACAACAACAAGGAGACACUGUCAGGUGUUAAAAUGGCAACAACGACAACCACCCGCCAACCCGCCCCUGAGGAACCUCUCGACCUAGCUCAGCCAAUCACUCCUCCGCUGAUGAAAAAACGGCAGUCUGAUCUCGAAAAUCGUGAACUUAGCGUGCGGGAACGCGAGGAAGGCCUCAACGAGGACCGAAUCAAGUUCCAGCAUUGGGUCACAGGAAGACUGAAAUCCAUCCGCGAGCAGGAAGCUAAGCUCAAGAGGGAACGCGAGGAUCUCCGCAGACAUCGCGGCAUUGCUCUCAAACCCUAUCUUGAGUGGGAGCAAUACGAGCGCGAACGUCUGCAGGGUCGCAUCGCUCAGCUCGAGUCUGACAACGCUCAGCUGAAGAGGGAACGGAACGCGGCUGACCUGCGGAAGUCCGAUUUUGAGCGGGAGUUGACAGAGCAUCGGAGGACCAACGCCAAGAUCGUCGCCAAGAAGGUUGAAGAGGAUUUGGUUCGGAGACAGGCUGAGCUAGUUCGCCAUGGCCCAGUGGAAAAGUACUCUGCGAUCCGCAGAGCCCAAGAACUCGAGGGCAAGCUGGCCAGGGCCAUCGCCACCAUUUCCAAACUCAAGGAAAAGCUGAAUAUCGCCUUCAACUGCAACGGCGAGCUGAAGGAACAGCGCGACAAGUACCGCCGCCAACUUGCGGUUGCUCAAAGUCUGCAGCAGGGUUUUUUGCCCGACGCGGACGAUGACAACCCCAUGCACGGUGCCUACGACGACCCUGAAGCUUCGCACGUGGCCGCCUUGAGAGAGAUUGACCGGGCAGACCGCAAUCUCUGCAACCUCUGCAACCUCACCCUGACAGAGAAGAAAGACACCGCCACCCAGACCGACGCCUACGCUUCCGCAGACAAUGGACUAUCAGUUCUGGCUGAUGGAAGUGCCAUGUUCUCGGCUGAAAGAUACAAAGCGGCCCAGACCGAGUACCAAGAGUACCAAAGGCUGCUCGCAACUGCCUUCUCGCUUCAGAAGGAGUUGGAGGAGCUGGAGGUAAUCAAGGCCUCGGAACAGGCUCGUGCCGAAAGUGUGAGUACGGAGCGCGCCCGACAACUCGAGGAGCUCGACCUCACCCGAAGGAAGUACCUGAAAGCCCUGGACCACAUCCAAGGCCUUCGAGGCUCUGCUGAGGGGCUCCGAGAGAUGGCGGUUGAAGCGAAUACGGCAUUCGAGGAAGUCAUGGAGACCUACCAAGAUCCUGCCAAGUACAUGCAGUUCGUCACGCUGCUUGCUCCGGGUUGCAAACUCGAGAAGAAAUUGGGAGAACUUCCAAUUUCCGCCGAUACAGUCGUGGAUGGACUGAAGGAGACCGAGGACGGGAUGAAAUUCGCCAAUGAAGUCGCCGCGGUUCGUCAGCUGUUGGGUCUCCAGAAUUAA
Molecule: messenger RNA, 1626 nt
Organism: Penicillium subrubescens
Lineage: Eukaryota; Fungi; Ascomycota; Eurotiomycetes; Eurotiales; Aspergillaceae
Exons: 2
Coding region: 1-1626 (541 amino acids)
Source: RefSeq, a predicted model, not a curated record